Messenger RNA from Manduca sexta (tobacco hornworm), 447 nucleotides. RefSeq lists its product as uncharacterized. NCBI's taxonomy places the organism in Eukaryota, Metazoa, Arthropoda, Insecta, Lepidoptera, Sphingidae. The transcript has a single exon. The record is from RefSeq and is a predicted model, not a curated record. Bases 1 to 447 code for a protein of 148 amino acids.
AUGACAUACGGAACAACACUCCGUUUACCGUCUGAUUUCAUCAUCCCGACGGCUAAGUUAAGUCAUGAGGAAAAUGACUACAUUCGUCGGCUUAUGGACACCAUGGCAUCGCUCAAGUCUACAUCUUGCUCUAACAGUACUGGACGAGAGCCGUUCGUGCACAAAGACCUGGCAACGUGCACACAUGUUUUCGUGCGAAACGAUCAAGUUGUUCCUCCGCUGACUCCGCCCUACGACGGCCCUUACGAAGUUAUCAAGCGUUACGACAAAUACUUUAAGAUCAAGUUACCGCUUCGUUCAGCUGUGAUAUCGCUAGACAGGCUUAAGCCAGCCUACAUCUGCACUGAAACGAUCGAGGAGACAGCCGACCUUAGUUUUCGACAGUCUAACCAGCCCUACGUCACCAGAUCCGGGAGAGUGGUAAAACCAAAUGUACGCUUCGCUUGA